AUGUGCUCUAUGUACCCUGGUGCCAUUGGAGCAAGGAAUGAGUUGCCUGAAUCAGCCAGGAAAAACCAACGACUUAACAAUAACCAGCACAGAGCUGUGGCUGUAGCUAGCAUAUCUGACAUCCUUGAUAAGCCUGGAUCUCACAUGGAAUCAACAAUGGUGUGCCGGGAUAGGCACGGACUUAUCAAUGCCAGCUUCUUCCCAAUCUGGGCCUGCUUCCAGUGUUACCUCCACCUGUUCCCAGAGAAGCAGACAACGUACUCAACAUCCAGCGAUAUCCUGGGAACCGAAGAGUUCGAGGAACCGCUGCCGUCCAUCAGCGUCUUCUGGGAUAAACAGGAGACCUUGUGCUCCUCGCUCAAUGACCGGAACUGCCAGAGACUGACCGCUUGUUGUCAGGCCGCUGAAGAAUGUUGCAACAAUCAGAUCAAGGCGUCAACAUUGUCUAGGCUGAUGCCCAACAAGCACAGCUCGUGCCCCAUGACCUGGGACGGCUACGCAUGUUUCCCAUCGACGCCUGCUGGUCACGUGGCAGAGGUCGCCUGCCCAAGUUACAUCUCUGACCGAACUUCAGAAAGCGGAGUGGCCUCGAAACAAUGCACAGAGAACGCUAGCUGGUGGCGGAACAGACCCCUGGAUAUGGAGUGGACAGAUUAUACCAAGUGUGUUAGCAUUGAGGCCUACUAUGUGAUCUAUUAUGUUAGUGUCGUAUGCAGUAUCGGUAGUUUGAUCUGCCUUGUACCAGCCUGUAUCAUAUUUCUCUCUGUCAAGCAGCUUCGGAAACAGCACAGGAUCCACAUCCAUUUAAACCUCUUUGUGUCCUUCACCUUGACCAACUGUGUGUGGCUGACCUGGGAUCACCUCAUCUUCAAGGACAGGCUGGAGAAUCCACGUGAAGUAGCCAUCAUGCAUCAACACAUUAUCGGUUGCCGUGUCCUGUAUAUGAUGUCACGGGUCUCGUGGACCUGUAACAUUGCCUGGAUGUCACUGGAGGGCUUCCAUCUGCACCGCCUCAUCAGCCAGGCGUUCCAGACACCAAAGACUAUAUCAAGCUACUACUUUAUAGGCUGGGUGUUUCCUCUACUUCCAACGGGUAUUUAUGCUUUGGUUCGAUUCUUAUCUUCCAAUCAAGGUUGCUGGGUCAGUCAUGCUGGCUACUACGAGUGGAUAAUCUACAGUCCUAACAUUCUGUGCAUACUGCUCAAUAUUUUCUUCUUGGCCAAUGUCUUAAGAACUUUGGUGACCCAGAUACAGAGACACAACAAUGAGCCCAGCAACUACAGGCGAGCUCUGAAAGCUACCAUGCUACUGGUGCCACUGUUCGGGCUUCAACUUUUGCUGGUGAUCUACAGACCUGGAGGCGACAUUCGUCAGCAUGUGACUUAUGAAGUGUUUACAAAAAUAAUCAAUAAUUCACAGGGCUUGGUGGUGACUGCUGUCUUCUGUUUUAUGAAUGGGGAGGUUCACUAUUUGCUCAAAGGACGCUUAGUCUGUCGUAAACAUCACGAAUCCAACCCGGACAUCAUCAGCGGCUCGGUCUCUGUGGUUAGAAGAGGCUCCCCUCGAGGGAGUUCGUCCCACAUGGACGGAUACGCCAUGAGGAAACUGCCUCAGCGGGAAGAGACCGCCAAUCAUUUGGGUGCGGGGUGCCGAAAACUGAAAGUGUCCAAAGUAUCGGCGGGCAAGAGGCCCUUACGGAUCUGCUUGAAAAACAGAGAAAAGCAUUUAACAAACACAACCACUUUAUAACAAGCACAACCACUUUGUAACAGUCACAGAUGCAUGUAAAGUUUAUAAUAACAGUCAUACGAAAGUGGAGAAGUUUCGUUGAUUUGAACACAGUGAUGUGUGGUACAUUGUGGUACUGCCUGGAUCACCGAUAUGUACAAUUUAUUAAAUAGAAAGAUUGACAAUAGUUCGAGCCCUGGAUAAGUUUGUUAUCUACCAUACAAAACAAAACUAAAACAGCUUCAGUAAUGCUCUAUCUCCAGAACAGCUUUCAAGCUAGCAGUUAUUCCUGGUCAAGUACUAUCAAUCAUGGCGUUCGUCUCUUGUAAUAACUUUCUAUUCUAAGAGGCUAUGUCAUUUCAACCAUUUUCUUCUGAUAUCACCAGGGCUGUAUUUAAGCUGAAAAAUAAGGCUCUAAGCUAUUUGAUGUAUGGGGCCAUUUAUAAGUCCAAAUAUUACAUCUCAGUGCUAAAUAUUUCUAGGGGCCCUAAGCUAUAACUUGUAUUGCCAAUGUGUAAAAAGAAUACGGCCCUGGAUAUCUUACUUGCAUAAUGUUAUAUUUUUUUGUCUUUUCACGCUUAUGAUUGUAUUUUUUUAUGAUUGUAUUUUGUUUGGUCUAAAUUUGAGCUCUGGUGUUUGUCGACAAAUGCUAAUUGAAUUGAUAUGGAGACUCUUGUCAAUAUAGCUUUUUUUUUUCACCUAAAUUUACUCGUACAUAGCUUUUAACAUUAUAUUAUAUAAGAUUUAUUUGGCAAUCAUGCUCUUGGUGCAAGACACAGAUCUGUAAGUAACUGCUAACGUCCAGUAAGAGGAAGUAAGUAGAGUAUAUUUACUUUUAUCCAUAACAACAUGUGUAUAGCCAUUACUAUUUUGUAACAGGUUGCAUAAUAUAUUCUUAAUUAACUACUGCCACAUCUCUGUUAAGAGCAAUGAAUUUAUAGCUCCUCCUUCAUGAUCGAAGACGAGCACAUUUCUCAUUUCCUAUGGACUCGAAGAUGACUGUAAAGGCCAAUCCUCGCUUUAAAAAGCCUCCCGCAUACGUGGCAAGGGUGGGUUUUGUCUGUUGCAAAUAGGCCUGCUUCUUCUCUCAGCUUUUUUGUUGCUUCGGCGCUCUUUCACCCUGGCCACUCUUCUUGCUUCAAAUCCAGAGAGUCCGAGACUCACAGCUUCACGCCAUGAGGAGCGAUCGAGAGCUAGUGCUUCCCAGCCGUGGAUGUCGAUAUCGCAUUCCUUGAAGGAGCUCUUGGGAGUGUCUUUAUAGCGCUUGUAUUGACCUCCCUGGGAGCGCUUUCCUGCACACAACUCCCCGAACAGAAGUCGUUUGGGAAGGCGAUUGUCUGGCAUGCGGACUACAUGUCUCACCCAUCGAAGUUGUGACCUUUUUACUGUCGCAUUGAUACUGUACAUGUUGGACAGCUUUAAGAUUUCUGAACAAUGAAUACUCGUAUAAUGUUUCGUAUUGCUCUGUUCUAGGGUAGAAUUACAACAAUAGACCGGCACAGAUGCACUGACAAUCAUUCACUAUGUUUUCUCAAAUCGAUACUGAUUUCUACAUGGUACCUUUACUGUUACUAAAACCCCAGAGCUUUAAAAUGAACUGGUGUUUAUCUCUUACUGGGACAAAAUGAAGCGCGAGAUUGGUCUCGGCUGAAGAUAUAGUGCGCAAAGGGGAAAUCGUUCAGGAUAAUAAAAUGUUGUUUUUGUAUUCCGCCUUGACGCUAGUAGUAGCUGUUUGCUUAUUGUUGACUGUCUACAUAGAUCUUAUUGAGAUGUGGUAUCCUAACGCGUGGUGUACUUCUAUAUCGAUGACGAAAUAUAAAUAUAUGUUUCCAUUUUGGUUUCAGCUAAGUGAAUAAUUGUUCGGUCAAUAAUUUUUUAGGCAGGAGCUCCAGUGUGAAAUUCUCUGUAGUUGAAAUCUUUGCUCAAACAUCUUCAUUGUGACUGCGGAACAAACAGUAAGAAAGGAAUCUGGUCGCUAGGAAGAUAGGUCUUUAGAGAUAUAUGGUCCCUAGGCAGAUUGGCCUUUAGAGAUAUAUGGUCCCUAGGCAGAUUGGCCUUUAGAGAUAUCUGGUCGCUAGGUAGAGUGGCUUUUAGAGAUAUGUGGUCUCUAGGCAGAUUGGCCUUUGGAGAUAUCCGUCGCUAGGCAUCAAGACAAUUAGAGAUAAAAUGAAACCAAAAGGAAUGUGAAAAAAAUGUGUUUCCGGUCUGACACUUCACACACACACACAUGAAUAUGUGAGACAAAUAAAAUGAACCUGGUGUUGUAUCAACCUCGAAGUCAACUUAAAUAUCCUACUGUUUAGAUUUCUCGUAUCUUAGCAACAAAACAACCUUGAAGGUAAACGUCAUUUACAGGAUGUGAUGUCACGAUCUAAAAUAAUCAGUGCAUUCUAAGGUGCCCUAGUUGUUGGAGACUAUCACAAUAGCCCUGUGAUAAGUUUAGGUGCUGAAAUGAUAUAAUCAGUGCAUUCUAAGGUGCCCUAGUUGUUGGAGACUAUCACAAUAGCCCUGUGAUAAGUUUAGGUGCUGAAAUGAUAUAAUCAGUGCAUUCUAAGGUGCCCUAGUUGUUGGAGACUUUCACAAUAGCCCUGUGAUAAGUUUAUGUGCUGCAAUGAUUUUCGUGCGACAAGUAACGCUGUGUACCUAUUUGGUUCGGAGACCCAUUAUUUAAAUAAAAAUAAAAGAAAGUAGUUUGGGUUUAUGAAAAGAAAUGUUUACAAAACAAACAAGAUCCAUGUUUAGACCAAUAUUAAAAUAUGAAUCCUCGGUUUGGGAACCCCUAAGCUUUGGCAAAGAUAAAUAAACCAGAAUGAACACAAAAUAAAUCCAUGACAUCUAUAACAAAUGAAUAUUCACAUUUGGUUAGAAUAACAACAUUAAUAGAAUCACCUAACUUACACGUCAAAGGACAGAUGACUAAAAAGGAAAGUAACAAUGAAAUAUAAAACACUGACGCAUAACUUGCUAUUACAGAAACAAAACUUAAUGAAAUACUGAGAAAAAAAAUAAGACAAAGUCUAAUUUCUAAUCUGUGAUCUUUCUUAUAGAAUUAAACGGGUUGCUUUAAUCCGCCAGGAAAACCUGCGAAUUAGUAAAGAGUAUAUCUAUAAGUAUUAUCACGACUAGGUCAACAAAUGGAUAACCAUCGCAAUGUUGUUGUCUCUUAAAGAAACGACUAAGAGAUGAAGAAAGUAAUUUAAAAUAAUAGUGAGUAAAUUAAACCAAAAAAUUACAUCUUCUUAUCCAAACGACACAAAAAAAACAAGGUACAAAGACAGUUUGUGUGGAAACACAAACUCAAAAUCGGCCCCCGAAGUGGUCCACCUAGAGUCUCCACCAGGAUUCGAACACGGGACUUCCGGUUCCAAGUGCUUUACCCCUCAGCCACAGCAUCUCCAUAUUUUCAUUUAGCGUACACUUAUGUUUUUUUAAAUAAUAAUAAAUAACCUUAUCCAUACAUUCAAAAUUAAUAACAUGUUACAUGUAAUAAAGAGAAACUAAAAAAGAUUUAUUCUUCUUACAAAAUUAGAUAAACUGGCAACACGAAAAAAACAAAUUCUCGACCUACUUUAGGUAGUGAGAUAGCUAGAGAGACUUGACAAGACUUUCACCUCGCAAAUAAAAAUGAAUAUCUCCAUCGUCUAGUCACAUGAACCCUUCAACGUGAUAAUUGAAAACGCAGAAGAAUGUCUGUGACUUAUAAGGAAAGAAAACUCCCUGGAUGCUCUCACAUCUUCACUCUGCUCUAGAGACUGCGGAAUGAUCUGGUGAAUUUUAACUCAGGAAGUAAUCCAGCUAAGAAGAAAAUAAAAAGGACUGCAUCCUGCCUAAGGUUGUACGGGAGGGGGGGGGAGUGUUAAGUGAUCCGGAAUAAUUUCAUACCAGCUACUCUUCAUUUCAAAGAUUGUAUAGGAGGGUAGGGUCGAUUAUUUUCAGUUGAUAUCCGUUAAGUCGAAAUAUUAUGGGCAUACAAAGUAACAGGGCCGGCCCUAAAAAUUGCGGGGCCCUAAGCGAAACGGAUUGCGAAGGACCCGUCUAAGUAGGAAUAAACACAAUGUCAAAAUUAAGAUAUUGUAUUAGAAAAUACAUUCGUCUUUGCAAUACUUUUUAUUAAAUGAAAGCUGACAAUUCCGGUUUUUUUUUUUUAAUUGCGAGUAGGAUUGGUAUCCCUAAUUCACAAUUUUGUCUAUUUUUCCGUUCAUUUUUAAUUUCAGAUUUCAAGGACUUUUUUUUUAUUUAUAUAUUUUGCAAUUGCAGGAGAUCUCCAGGAGCCAAUAAAUGAUACCAAAAAUUAGCGCGGGGCCUAUGAAAGUGCGGGCCCACUGCACCUCUUAGGUUGCGGUGGUCUAAGUCCGCCCUGACAGCGAACUAACUCGAUUUGCAAAGUGCCCUUGUUACAUGAGACAAUGUCGUUUAUGGCCAUAGUGUAAAACACUAGUAGACAUACGAAAACCUUUUUAGCCAUCUAUUCUUUCAAUCAUGAUAACUAUUUUUAACAUCUCCAUAGGUGGCAAUCAACUGUUAGGGGAUAAGUAGAUAUAAUUCGGUUGUAACUUUGAGGGACAACUCAACGAAAGGAAGCUCAAUGAGAAGGUUACAGCAGGGGUUCUCAACCUGUGGGUCGCGACCCCAUUGUGGGUCGAUUGACGAUUUGCCACGGGUCGUCUAAGACCAUCGAAACUACAGAUUGUUAUUGUCUGCUCUUCUAGAGCUGUCUCUGUGUAUCGGGUGAAGGGGGUCGCCGCAGAGUGGGGGAUUUGUAAAAAGGGGUCGCCGAGCAUAAAAGGUUGAGAACCGCUGGUUUACAGUAACUCAAAAACCAAAUUUCAUAAGGCAGAGACAACAUUCAAUCAAAACUCGUCUCUCAUUUUUGCAUUGAAACCCAGUGAAAACAAGGAGAAUAUUAAAAUACUUGAUUAUCUAAGGGAAAGAACUCGACAUUUACAGCUAUAUAUCUCAAUAAUGUAGAAGUAACUUCCCCUUUAAUCAAUUCACAAGUAAUUAAUUCACUAGUAAAGUGAACUUUCCCUUUCAUGCCUAGCAGUCGAUAGGGCAAAUGAUGUAAAUGUCAAACAAGGGUGUCAUGUCGCCAGCACAACGACCAGCCGCCUUUACUUUUACCCCAACUCAUGUCAGGUACAAAAUUAUAUUUCAACACUCAGAAAGAAAACUAUAUGGAGAUCUCCCUGAUUUGGAAACCACUGCGCAGUUCAUCUCACGUAUUGGUCUAGUCAUCUGAACGCUCCAACAUAACAAUGAGAACGAAGAAGAAGAACCCUCAGUAACCGCGCCUCCGAUUAAUUAACAUUAUUGGUUAAUUUUGUAAUUCAUUCAUGUUUUGCUAGGUACAAUAAAUAAGUGUUUCAAUUUUCAACCUAAUCCGAGAAUGGGUGUGGGAGAAAUAGCGUGUACAAUUAUCUAAAUGGACAAAACCCUAUAUAUUAAGCCACAUCUUUAAAUGCUGCACUAUUAAUAUUCCUUGUUGGUGUCAAACAAAUUAAUUAAUUACCAGAAAUCUUGUUAACUUACCAAUACUUUAACAUACAUAUCCGUUUCUCUUACCUUUGUGAAUAAGGCUACACUAGAAGCAAGUUAACUAGCUACAUGUACUUUGCAAUUAUCAUUUUCAGCAUUUUUUUUUAAUUUGAAUUAAUAAUGGCCAGGCCUUCGAUUCCGAAGUGCAGUUUUUUACAUGACUACGCAAACCGAGUUGCGGCCUACAUAUUUUGUCCCACUUUAGGCACCUUCUGCGCCUGUCUUUGACAAGGGUUUUUCUUUGGAUCUCAAAUGUGUCUUGCUCGGCUUCGUGAGAGCACCAACUGUAUCUCUUAGAGGCCAUCUGCUGCCAGCUACUCCCCCCCCCCCAUGCCGAAUGAAGGCGCCAUAGUUGAACUGCAUUGCUCUUCAGGGAGCACUUCUGUUACAUCGUUAAAGUCGCCUAAAAAAAAGAUCACUAUUGGCAUGCUGUUGUGGGAUAAGUGUCGACCCAAUGCAGCUGUUGAAUGUUAAGUCUGCUUUAAAGAAUGAGGUAAAUUCACAGUUGGACGUCGAAAUGUAAUGCUUGCUACUAAAUUACUUUAUUAGCUAAUUUAUGUGUGUUGAAUUGUAUGCGUCAUGGCACAGUAUUAACGCUUUUCACCCUUUUAUCUGAGGUCACUAGAGUUUAUUCUUUUCUUACUGUGAAUUUGACUUUAUUUUCAUUUUUUUUCCCCAGUGUUAUGACAGAAUCGUGUAUUGGUAUGCGCUUAGUAUUUUUAGAAAGUGUACAGUAUGACCCAAUUUCCAUGGUGCGUAUAUCAUGUGACAGCCGGUUAUAUUACUCUUGGACUGUUUGAAGUGUUUUAGAAUGAGGAUUGGUGUGUUCUAGAAUACAGAUUGAGAUGAGCUGCUGAAAAAAUGGUUGAAUAAUGAUUGAGAUGCCAUGCUGAAAUGAUGGUUGAAAUGCCCUAGACCUAGAAUAAUGAUUGAGGUUGUAGCUGAUAUUUGUUGACUGUCUGACAUUAGUGACCAGGGGGAGGUGGGACUGUUCAUGACAACCUAAUUGCUUGUAUUUAUUACUAAUUGAUAACAUAGUAUAAGUGUUAAUAAUUCAAUGAGCAAUGUUUUAGAUUUAAAACAUGUUGACUUAAAGCUUGUUGUUUAUUAACGAAUUUAGUUGCUAUUAGUUGCUGAAGAAUAAGUUACAAUUUCUUCAUCUGAGUUGAUGUGGGUAAAAGCAAUGGUUGGUUAUAUUAAUAUUAUUGAACUCAUUGUUUAUCAUCAUAUCUCUCGGUUUAAUUUUGUCCAGGUUGUGUCGUGGCUGGA
Molecule: messenger RNA, 8532 nt
Organism: Biomphalaria glabrata
Lineage: Eukaryota; Metazoa; Mollusca; Gastropoda; Planorbidae
Product: calcitonin gene-related peptide type 1 receptor-like
Exons: 13
Coding region: 1-1749 (582 amino acids)
Biological process (GO): cell surface receptor signaling pathway; adenylate cyclase-modulating G protein-coupled receptor signaling pathway
Cellular component (GO): plasma membrane
Molecular function (GO): G protein-coupled peptide receptor activity
Source: RefSeq, a predicted model, not a curated record